AUGGAUGGGCUCGGCCGCCGCCUCCGAGCCAGCCUGCGACUGAAGCGCGGCCGCGGGGGAUCCGCCCAGGACGGUCCCGGGGAGGCCGCCAAGGAGCCGGAGCGGGCCCCGGAGCACUGCCUGCCCACCUUCGCCGGAGGCCAGCACUUCUUUGAGUACCUCCUGGUUGUUUCCCUCAAAAGGAGGCGAUCAGGGGAGGAUUAUGAGCCCACAAUCACCUACCAGUUUCCCAAGCGGGAGAACCUGCUUCGGGGCCAACAGGAGGAGGAGGAGCGGCUGCUCAGUGCCAUCCCCUUGUUCUGCUUCCCGGACGGGAACGAGUGGGCCCCCCUCACUGAGUACCCCAGGGAGACCUUCUCCUUCGUGCUGACCAACGUGGACGGGAGCAGGAAGAUCGGCUACUGCCGGCGCCUCCUGCCCGCCGGCCGCGGCCCUCGGCUCCCCAAGGUGUACUGCAUCAUCAGCUGCAUCGGCUGCUUCGGCCUGUUCUCUAAGAUCCUGGACGAGGUGGAGAAGCGGCACCAGAUCUCCAUGGCCGUCAUCUACCCGUUCAUGCAGGGCCUGCGGGAGGCGGCCUUCCCCGCCCCCGGGAAGACCGUCACCCUCAAGAGCUUCAUCCCCGACUCGGGCACCGAGUUCAUCUCCCUGACGCGGCCCCUGGACUCCCACCUGGAGCACGUGGACUUCAGCUCCCUGCUGCGCUGCCUCAGCUUCGAGCAGAUCCUGCAGCUCUUCGCCUCGGCCGUGCUGGAGCGGAGGAUCAUCUUCCUGGCCGAAGGGCUCAGCACCCUGUCGCAGUGCAUCCAUGCUGCCGCCGCGCUGCUCUACCCCUUCAGCUGGGCGCACACCUACAUCCCCGUGGUCCCCGAGAGCCUCCUGGCCACCGUCUGCUGCCCCACGCCCUUCAUGGUGGGAGUGCAGAUGCGCUUCCUGCAGGAGGUUCUGGACAGCCCCAUGGAGGAGGUCCUGCUGGUGAAUCUUUGUGAAGGAACCUUCUUAAUGUCAGUGGGUGACGAGAAAGACAUCCUACCUCCCAAGCUUCAGGAAGACAUCUUGGAGUCUCUCGCUCAGGGGAUGGAGGAGCAGCAGACCCCGGAACAGAUCAACGAGCACGUUUCGGGCCCCUUCGUGCAGUUCUUCGUCAAGACCGUGGGCCACUACGCGUCCUACAUCAGGCGGGAGGCCGGCGGGCGAGGCCGCUUCCAGGAGCGGGCCUUCUACAAGGCGCUGCCCUCCAAGGCCAGCCGCUGCUUCGUGAAGAAGUUCGUGAAGACGCAGCUCUUCUCGCUCUUCAUCCAGGAGGCGGAGAAGAGCAGGAACCCGCCUGCAGGCUAUUUCCAGCAGAAAAUCCGUGACUAUGAAGAACAGAAGAAACAGAAGAAGUCGAAGGGAAAGUCCGUGAAAUAG
Messenger RNA from Pipistrellus nathusii (Nathusius's pipistrelle), 1407 nucleotides. The record is from the annotation of a GenBank genome assembly. NCBI's taxonomy places the organism in Eukaryota, Metazoa, Chordata, Mammalia, Chiroptera, Vespertilionidae.